AUGUUUGACGUGUUCACGGAGUUUGGUUUGGUAUUGGAAGUUUACAUGCCAACUAGAAGAGACAAAAGAGGCAAAAGGUUUGGGUUUGUUAGAUUCAGAAAGGUUUUGGAUGUUAGGGUCUUAGCUACUAAAUUGGAUAGUAUUUUUAUACUGGGAAAAAAAAUUCAUGUUAACCUACAAAGGUUUGUUCGUGGAAAGGAUAAAGGUAUGCAUGCGUUGGAGAAGUAA
Messenger RNA from Lathyrus sativus (Indian pea), 228 nucleotides. Lineage: Eukaryota; Viridiplantae; Streptophyta; Magnoliopsida; Fabales; Fabaceae. The record is from the annotation of a GenBank genome assembly.